Molecule: messenger RNA, 669 nt
Organism: Ostreococcus lucimarinus CCE9901
Lineage: Eukaryota; Viridiplantae; Chlorophyta; Mamiellophyceae; Mamiellales; Bathycoccaceae
Exons: 1
Coding region: 1-669 (222 amino acids)
Biological process (GO): double-strand break repair via homologous recombination
Cellular component (GO): Shu complex
Molecular function (GO): ATP hydrolysis activity; single-stranded DNA binding
Source: RefSeq, a predicted model, not a curated record
AUGCAUCCGCGCGCGUUCGCCGAACCUUUGGACGCGGCGACGCGCGCGGAGACGUCGGAGCGCGCGCAGACGCGCGUCGUGCUCGUCGGCCCGCCGGAAUGCGGGAAGACGACGCUGUUGCUUCGCUUCUGCGUGCGUUACGUGCGGGAAAAUCCGGAUGGGCGAGUGCUGUACAUCGCGAGCGAACGGGCGAUGGAUCGCGCGCGCGUGCACGCCACGCGGGAUGAGCUGCUGAAAGACGACCCGCGCGCGCUCGAUCGAAUCGGAAUCAAGUACGCGGAGGACGACCAGGACGUGCGGGCGCUGUGCUGCUUCAGACACGCGGCGCCGGCGAACGCGCAGCCGACGGCGUACGUCGUCGACGAUUUGGGAAGUUUGAUCAAGUGUGGUGGGAAGGAUAGAGUGAAACGAGAGAUAGCGUACGCGAAAACGUUGGCGGCGCUGCACGAGAGCGCGAGGGAUGAUGAGAGCGGAGAGGAGCGGUUGGUGGUGGUGAGCGAACGGAGGGACGAGGAGUUGGGCGGGGUGCCGAUGGGGUACGUGUACGCGCGGUGGUUCGGUGAGGUGAUGCAGGCGUGCGAGGUGGGGAACGGGGAGUGGGAUUUAGUGCGACAGAGCGACAUGGCGAGCGUGAGGUACUCGACGCGAUCGUCCGCGAGGACUGAAUAG